CGCGCCCGCGCCCGCGCCUGGGGCGCACUUCUCCUCGCUCCGCGGCAGGGCCCGCGCGAGUCUCCGCGCUCCGUCGCCUCCCCUCUGCCCCUCCCCCCAUUGCCGUGGUCUGGCACCGCCUGGCCGGCGGCCCGCGGGCGGGCCGCCCUACCCCUGUAGCCCACCCCCCUCUUAAAGCAGCGGCGGGAAGAUGAGGUUCCGGGAGCAGUUCCUGGGCGGCAGCGCCGCGAUGCCGGGCGCAUCCCUGCAGCGGGCCUGCCGCCUGCUCGUGGCCGUCUGCGCGCUGCACCUUGGCGUCACUCUUGUCUACUACCUGGCCGGCCGCGACCUGAACCGCCUGUCCUACCUGGUUGGAGUCCCCACACCACUACAGGGCGGCUCGAACGGCGCCCUCGCCAGCAGGCAGCCCUCCGGGGAGCUCGGGCCGCGAGUGGCAGCGCCGCCGCCGUCUUUGGACGCCUCCGAGCCGCGUCCGGUUGGCGAUUCCAGCCCAGACGCGGACUCUCGCCCCGGCUCCGCGAGCAACUUGACUUCGGCCCCAGUGUCCCCCGUCACAGCAGUGUCGCUGCCCGCUUGCCCGGAGGAGUCCCCGCUGCUCGUCGGCCCCAUGCUGAUCGAGUUUAACGUGCCUGUGGACUUGACACUUCUGGCGAAACAGAACCCUGAGGUGAAGGCGGGCGGUCGCCACACCCCAAAGGACUGCAUCUCUCCUCACAAGGUGGCCAUCAUUAUUCCAUUCCGAAACCGGCAGGAACACCUAAAGUACUGGCUGCACUAUCUGCACCCAAUCCUGCAGCGUCAGCAGUUGGACUACGGCAUCUAUGUUAUCAACCAGAGAGAGAGAGAGAGACAGGAGUGCCAACUAACUACUGCUGUGACUGCUGCUGCUGCUGCCGCCACCACCGCUGCCACCCUGGUAAUGUCCACAUGCCCCCCAAAUCAAACCCAGAGCCCAGGCCCUGCUGGUCAGGGGGAAGCUGUGUAAUAAUCCUGCCAGUGUUCCAUUCCC
This is a messenger RNA of Hipposideros armiger (great roundleaf bat), 1009 nucleotides long. It is a transcript of the gene B4GALT1, whose product is annotated as beta-1,4-galactosyltransferase 1. The transcript has 3 exons. Gene Ontology annotation, molecular function: beta-N-acetylglucosaminylglycopeptide beta-1,4-galactosyltransferase activity; cytoskeletal protein binding. Lineage: Eukaryota; Metazoa; Chordata; Mammalia; Chiroptera; Hipposideridae. Gene Ontology annotation, biological process: carbohydrate metabolic process; protein N-linked glycosylation. Gene Ontology annotation, cellular component: Golgi apparatus. The record is from RefSeq and is a predicted model, not a curated record. Bases 191 to 985 code for a protein of 264 amino acids.